CCUCACCACCUCGUUGCUUCUGCUUCCCUCCACAGUCCUGAUCCGUCCGGCGAUGUCGUCGUGCGCGGCAGAGACUGGCCUGGUGGCCAUGGACUGCCUGGUGGUGUGCUGCUGCUGCCCGUGCCUGGUGCUGCAGGUCACUCACUGUCUUCCUCCUCGUCAGGUUGCCCAGGAAGGUGUGGUCGUGAAGACCAAGAGGAUCAUCCUGAAUAGAUGGCACGGGAGAAGCCUGGAGGAGCUGCUGGACCUGGACGACGGUUUUGAAGGUGCAUUUGGGAUCGGAGAGGGGUGCACCGACGGCUGGAAAGAGAGCUGUUUCGCGGUCGACGACGACGGGGACAGCGUGUGGGAGGCGCUCGUGGAGCAAGAAGGGCUCUUCUGGUUCGGGAGCUUCUGGGGCCGGCCGGGGGUGGUGGACCCGGCGUCCGGAGAUGAUCAGAUGGACGCAGGCUUCAGGUUACCUGUUGUGUUAGAGUGUGUGUUGACUAGCUACGAUGAUGUUCAUAUGAGGUUUUUAAGUUUUAAUCAAGGAUUCCAUUCGGAGUAG
Molecule: messenger RNA, 547 nt
Organism: Phragmites australis (common reed)
Lineage: Eukaryota; Viridiplantae; Streptophyta; Magnoliopsida; Poales; Poaceae
Exons: 1
Coding region: 53-547 (164 amino acids)
Source: RefSeq, a predicted model, not a curated record